UUCACAUUUGUGUAUGUUCCACAAAACACAAAUUUUCAUCUGCAUAGAAAUGUGUCGCCCGUAAUAUUUCGUUUUGGUUUUUUUUUUGGUGAUGAAAAAUUAAUGAAAAAUUUCGUCAAAUUCCAAUAAUUUGAGUGUCAUUUUGUCAAUCUUACGUAUAGAGUAGAUAACAGUUAUUUGUCAAUAGAAAUUAUCAAUUUUGUUUUGGGGGAAAAAGUAAUAAGGGUGAUUUUUUGAGUGUCAGUGAAAAAGUGAAAUUCUUUUAUCGUGGCGUCAGAAAACGGAAUCAGAACGCAGAACAAGAUUCAUCCAAGUCCGGGCGUUGCUCGAAGCAUUGUCUGGGCCAUAUCACCACUAACAGCAUCAUGUAAUAUGGUAACAGAGGAUCAUGAGCACGCUCACACAGAAGAGGAGACGACACCAAUUCUGGAGGAGAAAGAUUCAAAUCUAUUGUGCUCCGAAUUGAUUGUUCACAUCGAUGACAUAUUUGAUGUGAUCAAAAAUGGUGAAUUGGCUGAUGUUGAGAAUUUCGUUGAGAAAUUUGGUAUCGAAACGUUGAGCGCCCGUGAUAAACAUGGCUAUACACCAGCUCAUUGGGUUGCACUCGACGGUAAUGUCGACAUGAUUCGAUAUUUGGUCGAACGAAAUGCACCAGUUGAUUUGCGGUGCUUGGGAACACAAGGACCGAGACCAAUACAUUGGGCCUGUCGCAAAGGUCAUGCUGCCGUUGUACAAGUGUUACUUCAAUCUGGUGUAGGUGUUAAUGCUGCCGAUUUAAAAGGACUCACUCCUUUGAUGACGGCAUGUAUGUACGGUCGCACGGCAACCGCCGCAUACCUACUGGGAAUGAAUGCUCGUCAUGAACUAACGGACAUAAACGGUGACACCGCGUUGCAUUGGGCAGCUUAUAAGGGUCAUGUUGAUUUAAUGAGAUUGCUUAUGUACUCUGGUGUCCAUUUACAAAAGACGGAUAAUUUUGGUUCGACUCCAUUACACUUGGCCUGUCUCUCGGGCAAUUUGUACUGCGUACGAAUGCUGUGCGAAAAAAACAAUGUCGAUCUGGAACCACGGGAUAAAUUGGGAAAGACACCUCUUAUGCUUGCUCAAAGUCAUCGCCAUUGUGAAAUCGUAAAAUUUCUGAAGAAUAUGAUUAAAAAGCGGUCCAGAUGGUUUCCACCGCUGUCCGAAGUAUGGGGAUUAUUAUUUGGCGGUGCUGGCAAUUCAAAAGGACCUCUUCUUUUGUUUGUGUGUUCGGUAUUACUGUGGUGCUAUCCUAUGUAUGUGAUUCGGGUCAUUCCGAAAACUUGGAAUCUAUUGCGAAAAUCUCACUAUUGCUUCAUCUAUUGGAAUAUUUUGAUGUGGAUCAGUUGGAUUAUAGCCAAUCGACGUGAUCCCGGCUAUAUUCCAUUGAACUCUGAACAAUACUAUCGAGCGAUUCGACAAAUUCCAUAUUUUGAAAAAUGGAAGAAAAGAAAUCUCAGCCUAACACAGCUGUGUCAUAGUUGUCGAUGCUUGAGACCGCUACGUGCAAAACAUUGCCGUGUUUGCAAUAGGUGCGUCAAUUUUUUUGAUCAUCACUGCCCCUUCGUCUCCAACUGUGUUGGUCUACGGAAUCGAAUGUGGUUCUUCUUGUUUGUACUUAGUGUUGCUAUCAAUUGCUCGUACACAAUUUAUUUUGCCUUAUACUGUGUGAUGAUAGAAGGAUUUACCAUUCUCUAUAUGCUUGGUCUCUUGGAAUCAAUCAUAUUCUGUUUUCUUGGUUGGAUACUAACAUGUACAAGUAUUUUGCACGCUUGCAUGAAUUUAACCACAAACGAAAUGUUCAAUUACAAACGAUAUGCAUAUUUACGAGACAAACGUGGCCGCUACCAGAAUCCAUUCUCACGAGGACCCAUAUUGAAUUUAAUUGAAUUCUUUAUUUGCCUACCAGAUCGUUAUUAUGAUGAUGAGAACGAUGACAUCAUACUUGGUGACCAUCAUUUGUGACAAUAUUAUCGAUUUUAAAUUCCUUAUGGAAAGUUCAUCGAAUACAUUGCCAUUUCGUAUUAUUGUGCACGUUAUUUUAUUGCAUUUAUAUGCUUAUCUCUUGGAUGCUUUUGCACUAAAAUUCACAUUUUUGACAUUUGAACUCGGUCAGAUGUUUUUUUGUCAAACAAAAAUGCGCAUUCAAUAAAUAUUUUAUCGAUUUGUUAUCACCUUC
This is a messenger RNA of Contarinia nasturtii (swede midge), 2200 nucleotides long. It is a transcript of the gene Patsas, whose product is annotated as protein S-acyltransferase 24. Bases 373 to 1986 code for a protein of 537 amino acids. Gene Ontology annotation, molecular function: palmitoyltransferase activity; protein binding. The record is from RefSeq and is a predicted model, not a curated record. Gene Ontology annotation, biological process: protein palmitoylation. NCBI's taxonomy places the organism in Eukaryota, Metazoa, Arthropoda, Insecta, Diptera, Cecidomyiidae. The transcript has 8 exons. Gene Ontology annotation, cellular component: Golgi membrane.